AUGCUUCGUAUAACAACUUACGGCGUGUUGUUCAUACUAAUUCCGCUGAUCAUAGCUAUUGACUUCCUACUGUGGAUACUAACCCCAGCCUCAACAGCCCAGGGAAUAUUAUCUCUUAUAGCAGGUGUAGGCUUCUUUGCUCCUGUGAUAGUUGAAGACGUGUAUACCAACUGUUGGAGGCAGCAAAAUGGUGGCCAAGGGUUUAUCUUUUCAUUUCAAUGCUCUAAGGCAGUCGGCCGGGCAUCUGCAGCCUUUCUUAUUGGAGCCAAAGGGUUCGGAUAUUCUACAGGUUGGUACGGCCUAGAAGAACAUGGUGUGAAUUACGUUGCAACCACUAAUGCUGAUGGCACUUUAUUGUAUCACAUUGACUUGACGCACCCAUUGUCCAAGCGUAUAGAUGAUGACGACACUAACAUGACCACGUUUAGCUUUGAGAAUAUCACAUUGGCCAUGCCCACAGAUUUGGCUGGUAAGUACUUAAGCGACUUCGUUGGGGUCGCAUUCAGCGAACACAAUGAUACACAUGCCAUGCCUGUCCAUGUGGUCCGGUACUCCAAAAAUGCAGGCAUGCGUAUUGACUUUAUCUUGCUGGAACAAGAUGAUGGGUACAACAGUGAUGUAGUCCUACUCAACGGAUGUUCGGCCGGUAAUUACUAUAAACCCGGUGGUUAUUAUACGACCGGAGGUUCCAUGGUAUUGGCAUGUCAGUACACUCUUGGACACGAAAGUGGCAAUCAACAUGUCGAGCUGUUCGAACUGGCAGGUAAAGGCAGCCUAUUACACUCGAGGAUGGUGGCAUACUACGGCUACAUGGGACCUACAAGCAAGUUGAAGUGUGACUCUAAGGUAUAUUCAUAUGCUGAGACGCAAGAUAGCUGGCGUGUAUGGGACGAUGUGGGGAGUAGCUAA
Clavispora lusitaniae ATCC 42720 is the source of this 909-nucleotide messenger RNA. RefSeq lists its product as uncharacterized. Lineage: Eukaryota; Fungi; Ascomycota; Pichiomycetes; Serinales; Metschnikowiaceae. The record is from RefSeq and is a predicted model, not a curated record.